CUUCUCGCUCCUCUGCCCAUUUAUUACUCUCCCUUCUCUGCUUUCCUUUCUCCUACUCCAAAAUUGCUCCACAUUCCAGCCGUCUUCCAUCAAUCAUGGACACCGAAGACCCAAACCCGUCACAAAAACCCACCCCAAUAACCCGUCUAAACACCUUCAUCGCAACCAGCCGGGUCGGAAAACGCUUUAAACUCACGCAACGUAAAACAACUUUCACUACCGAACUCCGCGCCGGAACCGCCACUUUCCUUACCAUGGCUUACAUCUUAGCAGUUAACGCUUCCAUUUUAGCCGAUUCAGGCGGGCCAUGCUCUGUUUCAGAUUGUAUUCCACUCUGCUCCGACCCAAAUUUCCCUACCUCAAACUGUUCGGGCCCCACCCGUCAUGUCAUAAUCCCUGACGAAACCUGUAAAUUUGACCCGGUUAAUCCCGGGUAUAAUUCUUGCUUAACGACGAUCCGAAAAGAUCUGAUCGUAGCCACCAUAGCAUCCUCCAUAAUCGGGUGUUUUGUCAUGGGUAUAUUCGCUAAUUUACCUUUAGCGUUGGCUCCGGGAAUGGGGUCUAACGCUUACUUCGCUUAUACCGUCGUUGGUUUUCACGGGUCGGGUAAUAUCUCGUACGAAACUGCUCUUACUGCUGUUUUGAUCGAAGGAAUAAUAUUUUUCAUGAUUUCUGCUGUUGGAAUUCGGGCAAAAUUCGCUAAGUUUGUACCUAAACCUAUCCGAAUCUCUUCCGGGGCAGGAAUCGGGUUAUUCCUCGCAUUUAUCGGGCUACAAAACAGUCAAGGAAUCGGAUUAGUUGGUUACAGUGGAUCAACUCUGUUAUCACUCGGUGGGUGUCCGAGUUCAUCCCGAGUUUCACUCGCUCCAAUUCAAACAUUUCUAAACGGUACCGUUUCACUCCUUCCCGGCGGAACAAUUUCCGACGAUAUAUACUGCUUAAACCACCGUAUGGAAAGUCCAACAUUAUGGUUAGGAAUCGUCGGUUUUGUAAUCAUUGCAUAUUGCCUUGUUAAAAACAUUAAAGGAGCAAUGAUAUACGGCAUCGUUUUCGUCACCGCCGUGUCCUGGUUUCGGAACACCCAAGUCACGGUGUUUCCCGACACUGAAGCCGGAAACGCUGCGUUUCGGUACUUUAAACAGGUUGUUGAUGUUCACACUAUCAAAAAAACUGCCGGUGCCCUUAGUUUUAAGGGGUUCGGUAAAGGACCCUUUUGGGUUGCACUAAUCACAUUUUUUUACGUCGAUAUUUUGGAUACAACAGGGACACUUUCAUCUAUGGCUAGAUUCGCUGGCUUUAUGGACGAAAACGGAGAUUUCGAAGGCCAAUAUCCGGCGUUUAUGAGCGACGCUUUUUCGAUCAUUAUAGGAUCACUUCUAGGAACGUCACCGGUAACUGUUUUUCUAGAAUCGUCAACGGGAAUACGUGAAGGUGGGAGAACAGGGAUAACGGCGUUAACGGCAGGUUUUUAUUUUUUCUUGGCACUUUUCUUUACGCCAUUAUUAGCGUCAAUACCAGCUUGGGCAGUCGGACCGCCAUUGAUUUUGGUGGGUGUUUUGAUGAUGAAAUCAGUGGUUGAUAUUAAUUGGGAUGAUAUGAGAGAAGCAAUUCCUGCAUUUGUGACACUAAUUUUGACACCUUUUACUUAUUCAAUUGCUUAUGGGUUAAUUGGAGGAAUUGGGACAUAUAUUGUAUUACAUCUUUGGGAUUGGAUUAGGGUUUUAUUAACUAAAUUUGGAUUUGUUCAAGAAAAGUUGACAAAUGGUGGAAUUGAGAUUAAUGGAGGUAGUAGUAAUAGUAAUCAUGGUGAUAGUAAAGUUGAUGGAAGUAUUAGACCACUUGAUGUAUAGUAUUACUUCAUUCAUUAUGAAAUAUUCGCACUUAAUUGACAUAUUGUCUGAGAAAAUAUGACUACUAGUGGCACGUAGAAUAGAAUGGAGGAAGUAAUUGCUAAUAUUAGUAGUUAUUACUUUUUAAUAUAGGACAAAAUUGAAUUUUUUAUUUGAAUUGAAUUUUGGUUAUUUUAUUUAUUAGGUAAUUUUGAUUUUUUGUUGAAGGAAUGGGUGAAAAGGAUUAAGGGGAUUGGUGAUGAAUUAGAUUCAUAUUGAUGUACAAAUGUUUAGUCAUAUAAAAGUAAAGGUUGGAAACUUUUUUAAUGGUAUAUUCUCUUUUUAGCUUGUUU
Molecule: messenger RNA, 2182 nt
Organism: Amaranthus tricolor (Joseph's coat)
Lineage: Eukaryota; Viridiplantae; Streptophyta; Magnoliopsida; Caryophyllales; Amaranthaceae
Product: adenine/guanine permease AZG1
Exons: 1
Coding region: 96-1850 (584 amino acids)
Biological process (GO): transmembrane transport
Cellular component (GO): plasma membrane
Molecular function (GO): purine nucleobase transmembrane transporter activity
Source: RefSeq, a predicted model, not a curated record